AUGCCGCGUUCUGCCGGAGAGUCGGACGACGAUGCGUCCAUGAGCGGGUCUGAGGGAUCGGUGGAUGAUGAGGUCCUCGAGCAGGUGUUCAAGUUCGAGGAAGUCCUCGUCAAGCGGCCACACGACGACGCAACGCGCUGCAAGCUGAUCGCGUUGCUGGACAAGUACCCCAAACUGGAGACGCAAGUGUAUCAGGCCAGAGACCAGUACGCAAAAGUCGGACUCAUGCCGCCCGAGAUGUGGCAGGAAUGGAUCGAGGGGUAUCGUCGUACAGCCGAGAACCUCGUCGAGCUGUACGAGCGGGCUGUGCAGCACUUCGAGGUGCCGAGCCUCUGGGCCGCAUACCUCAAAGCCUUCGCCAAACAACCAAGCGUGGCCUCCUUCGACGCCGAGGGCCUCAAAGAAUUCAGGGCGCUCGCGGAGCGGGCCGUGGCCGUCGCCGGCCAGGAUCUCAGUCACGGCGGCGCUGUCUGGGACGCGUGGCUCGAAACGGAGUACGCCGCCGCGCAUGCCGGUGCCGCGAGCAGCGACGACGUCGACGAGGUCGCUCGCCGCCGGCUCGCGCUGCCCCUCGCGGACGGGCCCGCCGCGCUCGAGCGGUACAAGCAGUGGCUCGGCGGGCGCGAGGUGCCGCAAAAGACGCUCCGCGCGCACGCCUCGGCCACGUCGCUGCUGGCGCGGCGCAUGCCGUUCGAAUCGCAGCUCGCGGCCCCCGACGGCAAGGGCAUCGCGCGCGAGCCGCUGAAGAAGUACAUCCAGAUCGAGAAGGCCGCGAAGAACGACGCGCACGUCGCGUGCCUCUACGAGCGCGGCGUCGCAGCCGCCCCCGACGACGAUGAGCUGUGGCGCGAGUAUGGCGCGUUCGUUGCGGCGCGGAGCGGCGCGCGGGGCGGCCCGAAGAGCGCGGUAGACGUGUAUACGCGGGCGCUGAAGCGGCAGGCCGUGCGGUCGCGGUCAGGGGUGCUGUGGCUCGAGCUGCUGCGGGCGAUUGACCACGCGCAAGAAUUGGCCAUGGAGGGCGAGGAUCUGGACGGGGCCGCGGAUCUGGCGGCGAAGCAGAGCGGGGUCUUCGUUGAGGCGGUGGAGGUGCUGUCUGCGGACGGCGGGAAGGCGGAGGAUGUGGUGGAGGUCGCCCUAGCCUGCAGCGACAUGCUGGGGCGUAUGGCGCGCGGGGGGGGGGAGUGGGGGCCUGACAGCGGUGCGCUGGUGGUGGAGGAGUCGGCGGAGUGGCACCGGGCCUCGCUCGCGCACGCGAUGAAGGUGCUACAGGAGCGGUGCGGCGCGGAGAUCUUCGAUCCUCGAUUGGAGUUGCACGCAGUGUGUGCCGAGGCGCAGGGGAGCAAAGAGGAGGGCGCGCAGGUGUGGGAGGGCGCGGUGAAGGGCCCGCACGGGAAGCUCGCGAACACGUGGAUCGCGUACGCGGAGUUCCUGCGGCGUGCGGGGGAUGUGGCGGGCGCGCGGGGGGUGUUCAAGAGGUGCUACCAGCGGCACCUGAAGCCGGACGACGGGCGCGUGUGCCGCGCGUGGGAGCGCAUGGAGGGGCGGUACGGCACCGCGGCGUCGGUCGCGGACUGCCGCGCGAAGAUUGCGGCGGCGGGGAAACCAGGCGACGCGGCGCAUGGCGGUGAGGCGGCGAACGGGCGGAAAGACGCCGCGGACGCGGGCAAGAAGGGCAAGGGCGAGUCCUCGAAGCGGAAGCGCGACGACUCCAGCGCGGCGGUCGCGGCGCCGAAGCGCGCCCGGGGCGACGCGGGCGCUGGCGAGGGCGCCGUGACCACCCCCGCGCAGGGUGAGGGCGGCGGGCCCGUGCGGCAGUGGCACGACGACAGCAACACGGUGUUCGUCAAGGGCAUCAAGGCGGAGGUGACGUCCGACACGCUGCGGGGCCUGUUCGAGCCCGUGGGGGGUCUCAAGGAGGUGCGCAUGGUGAUGGACAAACACCACCCCGACCGACACAGGGGGUGUGCGUACGUGGAGUUCGAGGCGAAGGACAACGUCGAGCGCGCCGUGGAGCUCAACGGGACGGAGCUCGCCGGGGCCACGCUGUUUGUAGCGGUGUCGAAUCCGAGGUCUGGAGGCGGUGGCGGACGCGGUGGGCGCGGCCGCGGGGGCAGGUUCGAUGGCGGGAGGGGCGGGCGGUACGAGGGGGGUCGUGGGCGCUACGGCAGGGGCCGGUUCGACGGCGGCGGCGGCGGCGGGCGCGGGCGGCGGGGGGGUGUUGGAUUUUCGGGGGGUGUCGACAACGCGCACAGCCAUCAGAGGAACCGGCUCGACGUCGACGGCGGCGGCCCCGCGCCGCCGCUGUCGGCCUCGGCGUCCCUGGUGCCGCGGAGCUUGCUGGCGCGGUCGGCGGCGGGCGACGAGCCACAGAAGAAGCCGAUGUCCAACAACGACUUCCGAAGCCUUCUUGGCGGCGGUGGAGCUGCCAAGAAGCAAGACGAGUGA
Messenger RNA from Pedinophyceae sp. YPF-701, 2445 nucleotides. Lineage: Eukaryota; Viridiplantae; Chlorophyta; Pedinophyceae. The record is from the annotation of a GenBank genome assembly.